Molecule: messenger RNA, 510 nt
Organism: Triticum turgidum subsp. durum (durum wheat)
Lineage: Eukaryota; Viridiplantae; Streptophyta; Magnoliopsida; Poales; Poaceae
Source: the annotation of a GenBank genome assembly
AUGAGAGAGAGAGAGAGAGAGAGAGAGAGAGAGAGAGAGAGGAAAGGGGAGAGGAAGGGCUUCUACGUCACCGCUCUCUGGAUGCACGCCAUCCACCCGCGCACGCUCGCCACCAACCUCGCCGGCUUCACCAGGUUCCUCCACGACCCCCGCGAUGAGCGCAAGGACCAGGACGACGUCGCCGCGGCGGCCCCGGGGGCAAGAGCGGCAAGCGGCGUUGCGUCGACGGCCUUGCCGCCGCCGCGGCUGAGGCCGCCAAGGCCCGGCGCGAGAAGGAGGCGGAGCACGCGCAGGCCGUGCUCGCGCGCUACGACUCUGACGAGGCCUUCCGCAACCUCUACGACAGCGUCGCCGACCUCUUCGUCUGGCUGCUCAAGUCGGGCCUGGAGCACCUGCGCGCGGGCAACACGGCCAAGAUCGUGUUCGCCGCCAAGUGCGCUCGUCGUACGCAUGGGUCUCCUUUGCUCCAUGGGUGCCGCUGGCUUGGAGAAAAGAAUACCUUUAUCCUGA